GAGCGAGGUGGUCGGGCGAUCGACACAGAGCGGGGAGCUACCGGCGAGACAAGUACGAGCAGAGACAGACCCGAGGCAGGAUGUCGAGCUGCGCAGAGCUCAGCUUCAACGUGGACAACGGCUACCUGGAAGGCCUGGUGAGGGGCUUCAAGGCCGGGAUCCUGACACGAGCUGACUACCAGAACCUGGCCCAGUGCGAGACUCUGGAAGAUCUGAAGUUGCACCUGCAGAGCACGGAUUACGGGAACUUCCUGAACAACGAGAGCGAGGACCUGACCGUGUCACGGAUUGACGACAAGCUGAAGGAGCGUCUCCUGGCGGAGUUCCGCUGCCUCCGCUCCCACUCUCUCCAGCCGCUCUCCACCUUCCUCGACUACAUCACCUACGGCUACAUGAUUGACAACGUGAUCCUGCUGAUCACCGGGUCCCUGCGCCAGAGGCCCGUGUCGGAGGUGCUGCCCCGGUGCCAUCCGCUGGGCGGCUUCGAGCAGAUGGGUGCCGUCAGCAUCGCCCAGACGCCCGCCGAGCUCUACAACGCCAUCCUGGUGGACACACCCCUGGCUCAGUUUUUUCAGGACUCUCUUUCGGAGGUUGAUCUGGAUGAGAUGAAUGCUGAGAUCAUGAGAAACAAACUCUACAAGGCUUACAUAGAGUCAUUCUACAAAUUCUGUAAAGAAACAGGAGGGGAUACAGAGACUGUCAUGUGCCCUAUCCUGGAGUUUGAGGCUGACCGUCGAGCCUUUAUCAUCACGGUGAACUCGUUUGGGACAGACCUGAGUCGGGAGGAGAGGUGCAAACUGUACCCCACCUGUGGAAGGCUGCACCCUGAGGGGCUCCAAAUGCUGGCCCAUGCCGAGGACUAUGAGCAGGUCAAAGCCGUGGCUGACCACUACGCUGAAUACAGACUCAUUUUUGAAGGAUCAGCACCCGGCUCAACAGACAAGACCUUGGAGGACAGGUUCUUUGAAUAUGAAGUAAAAAUGAACACCCUGGCAUUCCUGAAUCAGUUCCAUUUCGGCGUGUUCUAUGCCUACGUCAAGCUGAAGGAGCAGGAGUCCAGGAACGUUGUGUGGAUUGCAGAGUGCAUUUCACAGAGACAGAAAUCCAAGAUCGACAACUACAUCCCAAUUUUCUAGCCCCAGGGACAAAAAUCAGGGCUUUGUUAGGGCUGUGGAUUGAUGAGCCUGGCCAUGCAGAAUGACUUUUCCACAAAGAUUUGAUUCCCUCUGUUCACUUAUCCAGAUGAUCAAAAUUAUGGUCAAAUAUAACCAAAUCACUGUUGCUGUUCACAAUAUGACUCACACAGACAGAUGAACACCUGA
Messenger RNA from Megalops cyprinoides (Indo-Pacific tarpon), 1322 nucleotides. RefSeq names its product V-type proton ATPase subunit d 1-like. Gene Ontology annotation, cellular component: proton-transporting V-type ATPase, V0 domain; early endosome; vacuolar proton-transporting V-type ATPase complex. NCBI's taxonomy places the organism in Eukaryota, Metazoa, Chordata, Actinopteri, Elopiformes, Megalopidae. Gene Ontology annotation, molecular function: proton-transporting ATPase activity, rotational mechanism. The record is from RefSeq and is a predicted model, not a curated record. Gene Ontology annotation, biological process: proton transmembrane transport; vacuolar acidification; vacuolar transport. The coding region runs from base 81 to 1136 and encodes 351 amino acids. The transcript is spliced from 8 exons.